This is a messenger RNA of Aureobasidium subglaciale EXF-2481, 2342 nucleotides long. RefSeq lists its product as uncharacterized. Bases 194 to 2155 code for a protein of 653 amino acids. NCBI's taxonomy places the organism in Eukaryota, Fungi, Ascomycota, Dothideomycetes, Dothideales, Saccotheciaceae. The record is from RefSeq and is a predicted model, not a curated record. The transcript has a single exon.
UUUCCUCUAGCCAAUGGGCGUCGCCGUAGGAAUAUCCAAAGCUGAUUUCACUCUGCUCAAGAUCUUGAUCAUUCACCACGUCGUCACCGAGGCUUCGUCCAGCUUUACUUUCCACAACUUCUCUACCACCUUCUCCUUCCAAGAUCUCUAACCUUUUUAACCCCACCCACUCAUACCACACCGUCUCGCUGCAAUGGAAGGCAACGGUGGUAGAUCCGGUAGAAGAAACGAUUCUAUCAGCAGUAUCAUGUCUCUGGGUGCUGACAACAACUCAUCAUCAUGGACCGACGAUAACAACAGCAACGACACACCUGCCACUCAGAGAUCUUCACGUGCAGAGAACACCCAGAUGCACGAGCUCGAUCAUGAGACAUCCGUCCACAUGAUUUCACAAUUCUCUCCAGAGGAUGCUUCAUAUACCGAUGCCUCGAGCAACAUCGACACUGAAUCAGACAUUGACAUGCUGGAUCCUUCUGAACUCCGCCACCACAUCCUUGAGCUGCUCGACGAACUCCCCGCGACCUGCGCAAUCGACUUCGCUACUCCAUACCAGAGAGCCGCCAUGCUUCCUCCUGUCACGCAAGACUCACUCUGUGAGUUGGAUGUUGGUCGCAUAAUCAACAACCCCAAGCUCCGUCACGAUGUCAACUUUGAUCGCGAACUCCACUUCAGACCCAACCUCGAUGGCUCCAGAGGCAAGUUGAAGUUGAAGUCAGCUGACGAGUACUGGAAGGCCUUGUUGGCCGAGCUGGUGAUCUACAAAGCAGUCGGCGAACGUCUCAGGGAGUGCAAAAGCGCAGACGAACUCGAGUACUACACUUUCAUGAUCAAGACCAACCAGAUGAGACUUCCCGGAGUUUUCAGCACAAUCUACGAGAUCCUCAAGACUCUUGUGCCUGACCGUGACCAAGCCAUCGUCGCAGAGAGACUCGAUGUCGACAUGAUUAUGCAGCAAAUUUGCAAGGGCGUCUUCAAUCUUCUGGACUUGGCUCAGUGGCUGGCUUCCAUCCUGAAGGCUCACUGCGCCCCUAUGAGAGACGAGUGGAUCGACUCGAUGCUUGAGCAGACCACCAGAGGCGUCAACCAAGAAGAUCAGAACGCUAUCGUGACCGGACUCAGACAGACUCUCGCCAUUCUCGAGGCCAUGAAGCUGGACGUCGCCAACCAUCAAAUCAGACAUCUUCGCAGCUUGCUCAUCGACGACACUGUCAACUUCCAGCAGAAGUACCACCUCCACAAGAUCGCCGCCAAUCGCUUCAAGCUUGAAAGUGCUCGCUCUUGGUUCAAGCAAGAAGAGUCUCUCUUCAGCAACCGUGCCCUUGGACUCGCGCCUCUGGAGAUCUUCUCUUCGGCCGUCCUCCGCUCCCUGCUUUCGCAAGAUCCCUCUUCUCGUUUCCCCGAAACCUUCCACCUGGACGCUGAACGCCUGCGCAUCCUUCGCAGCGAUCUCCACAGCUUGGUUCAGAUGGACAUGUGCUGCAACGCCUUCGACAUCCUCAUCAAGGACAAGAUCGAUGACAACACUCGUCUUGCUGCCAGAAAGUCUCUACAGGCCAACAUCGCCGACAUAAUCGGCGAGUCACGCCUCUACUUGGAGAACCUCGAGAAUAUCUCGGCCCAGAUCGUCCGCCUCGUUCUCCAGCUCGAAGGUGCCACUGCAGCCUUCGACUCCGACAUGAUGAGUAUCGUCGAGCACCACCUUCGCGCAGAAUUGCCCUUCUCCUCUUCGGCUUUUGGUGUUAAGCUCGAGGAACUCUUCAGUGCCCAGUUCCCCAGGCUCCGCAACGCUAUCAACUCCAGCACCAGACACAAUCUUCUGGCUCUCCAUGACGCCAUGCUACCUCCUACUCAGCCUGCUGGCAAGUGUGUCUCUCAGAAGGUCAUCAGCGAGCCCCCCAUGGACGAGGUCCUCAAGCGUGUCACUCAUCUCGCUGUUCUCCAUUGGCAUGUCUGGGCGGCAAUUGUCUACGAUGUCCAGGGCGAAGGAUGCUUGCAACCUCUGAGCUCGGCUGGCAACGAACCAGACACUUCCGAGAUGAAUGCCAACGCCACCUCGUCUAGCCCCUUGGCCUUGAGCCCCGAGAUGAAGAGCCAGAGCGGUAGUUUCACUCAGCCCUCUGGUCCCUCCAUCACCAACAGUCGUUCUCAGAAGUAGACUGACAACCAUUUGUCGGUCCUUCGAUCAUCUUCAGCUUUGUAACAACAUUACCCAGUUAAUCUUUCGGCUCUUUAUUGUUUCCCACCACACAGCGCUAGUCUACAACAGCAGCUUCCAUCCUCUCCGUCAAAGGAAGUAAAAGAAGCAGUUGCUGUCGGACAUGCUCAACAUGUGUGGUUUUCUG